This is a messenger RNA of Xenopus tropicalis (tropical clawed frog), 2602 nucleotides long. RefSeq names its product hemicentin-1-like. The record is from RefSeq and is a predicted model, not a curated record. Gene Ontology annotation, cellular component: membrane. NCBI's taxonomy places the organism in Eukaryota, Metazoa, Chordata, Amphibia, Anura, Pipidae. The transcript is spliced from 7 exons. Bases 64 to 1569 code for a protein of 501 amino acids.
CUGUCUCUCUCUCUGUCUCUCUGUGUCUCUCUCUCGCCUGUGUGGAACGCUCUCGGCUGGACCAUGAUGUCUCCCACCUGGGGCCCCUUCCUAUAUGGCUGCUUGUUGCACCUCGGUUGGGCGGCCAACAUUAGCCGAGUGUAUGUGGCACUGAAUGACCCACUUCUGCUCAGUAUCCCCGGCUAUCCCAAUGCUGAGAGAGACGAGGUGACCUGGAGAAAUGGGAAAGGAACCCGAAUGGGGAAGUUCAGAAACUCCUCCUCAUAUAAUCAGACCCAGGGCUGUGAGUGUGAGCUCUUCAGGAACGGCUCCCUGUACCUCAAGCGGCUGGGCACGGUGGGAAAUGAGAACUACACUGUGACUGUGUUUAACCAGCUUGGUAUCCACCUCACUACUGUCUCCAUCCUAGUGACUGUGAUUGAGAAAGUGUCAGCUCCUCGGCUCAACUCCUCCUGCUCCCCCGAUGGCCGCGCUCUGAUUGGAUGUGAGGUAGAGGGAGGGACUGACCCCCAAUACUCCUGGGAGGAAGAUGGGGGCAAUCUGAGCCCCUCAUGGAAUGUGAGAGGCAAUUGGAUGAGGGGAUUUGCCCCGGUCCCAGUUACUGUAUCCUGCUCUGUAUGGAACCCAGUCAGUGAGGAGCGGAGCCAACGGGUCUCUGUGUUCUGCCCACUCCCUGUAUCAGUUCCAAGCCUGGCAGUGCGGUGCCAACAGGAUGGCAGUGCCAGGAUCUCCUGCCAGACAGACAGUGGGACAGACCCAGUCUUCUCCUGGAGGGUAAAUGGGGCAGACAGACAAGGGGACCCCAGUAUUUCAGGCAAUGGGACCUGGAGCCAAAUCUCUGUCCCCCCCCCGGCUGUAGGGAACACCCUCUGUGCCGUGUCCAACACAAUCAGCAAUGGGAGCAGCACCCAGAGCUUCUCCUGCCCAGUUCCCCUGUCGGAUCCGGUACUUGGAGUCUCGUGUGAGUCGGAGGAGAGGGCGCUGCUCAGCUGCCGGGUACUGACUGGGUCGGAACCCCAAUAUUCCUGGUACAUUAAUGGCACCGAGAUUGGGAAUUCCAGUCUCAAAUGGGAAGUGAAUGGGACUCAGCUGAGUGUGGGGUUACCCCCACCCCCCGGGAAUAUCAGCUGCACAGUGAGGAACCCUAUCAGUAAUGGGACAGUGAGUGUGAGCUCCAGUUUCAACUGCUCCGUUCCUGUAUCAGAGCCGGUUCUGGAGGUUUCCUGCCUACCCAAUGGGUCGGCGCUGGUUUCCUGUAAGGUGGAAAGUGGGACAAGUCCCUUCUACUCCCUGAUCCAUAAUGGGGAGACUCUGCGUGGGAAUUCCAGCUCCCCAUUGGUUAAUGUCCCAGUCCCAUUAUCCCCCCCUGGGAAUAUCAGCUGCUCAGUGAGGAACAGAUUCAGUACCAGGAGGGCAGAAGUCCAGUCCUGCGCCCCCCUGGUGGAACAGUGCGCUCUCACGUGCCAGCAACAAUCUGUCAUCUUUGGGCUUGUGACGCUCCUCGUGACCACAUUGCCCCUCGUGAUUGGCUGUCUGUACACCAUGCCCAGGCCCAAAGGGAGACCCUGACUGUGUAAGAGACCGGGCCCAGUAACGUCUCCUUCUCACUGUGUCUCCGGCUCCGAUGGUGAAUUCACUAUUUAAUGUAGGGAGAGAUAAAUGCUCACUGAAGCCCCGCCUCCUGGCAAUUUGCAUAUUGCUCCUGGGAAUCUCUCUAUGCUGCAAGGGGUCUCUAAUUAGUGACUCCUAAUGAUUAGUCUCCUCCAUUUUGUACCCAUGUAUAUACCCACUCUGUACCCGCCCUGUACCCGCCUUAUACCCAUGUAUAUACCCACUCUGUACCCACCCUAUACCCAUGUAUAUACCCAUGUAUAUACCCACUCUGUACCCAGCUAUACCCAUGUAUAUACCCACUCUGUACCCGCCCUAUACCCAUGUAUAUAUCCACUCUGUACCCACCCUAUACCCAUGUAUAUACCCACUCUGUACCCGCCCUAUACCCAUGUAUAUACCCACUCUGUACCCGCCCUAUACCCAUGUAUAUACCCACUCUGUACCCGCCCUAUACCCAUGUAUAUACCCACUCUGUACCCGCCCUAUACCCAUGUAUAUACCCACUCUGUACCCGCCCUAUACCCAUGUAUAUACCCACUCUGUACCCGCCCUAUACCCAUGUAUAUACCCACUCUGUACCCGCCCUAUACCCAUGUAUAUACCCACUCUGUACCCGCCCUAUACCCAUGUAUAUACCCACUCUGUACCCGCCCUAUACCCAUGUAUAUACCCACUCUGUACCCGCCCUAUACCCAUGUAUAUACCCACUCUGUACCCGCCCUAUACCCAUGUAUAUACCCACUCUGUACCCGCCCUAUACCCAUGUAUAUACCCACUCUGUACCCGCCCUAUACCCAUGUAUAUACCCACUCUGUAUCCAUUCUGUACCCACUCUAUACCCCUAUAUAUACCCACUCUGUACCCAGAUAUGAGGCAGAUAUGGAGCUGGACGUUUCUGGUGUCUGUAUGGGAAUCUGUCACCCAUUUAUUGUACUGCGCUGUGAGAAUGUUGGUGCUUUAUUAAUAUGUGAUAAUAAUAAUAAAAUGU